AUGGAGCAGAAUGAAGUGCCGAAUCAGCUACAAUUCACAGCAAAGGACAGGGCCGGUACUAUCACCCAUUUUACAGCCCUCCAGGGGACCCCUCUGUCAGCCACCCUCUCCCUGGUGAUGUCCCAGUGCUGCCGGAAGAUCAAAGACACCGUGCAGAAACUGGCUUCGGACCAUAAGGACAUUCACAGCAGCGUCUCCCGAGUGGGCAAAGCCAUCGACAGGAACUUUGACUCUGAGAUUUGCGGCGUCGUCUCCGAUGCGGUGUGGGACUCUCGGGAGAAGCAGCAGCAGGUCCUGCAGAUGGCCAUUGUGGAGCACCUGUACCAGCAGGGUAUGCUGAGCGUUGCCGAGGAGCUGUGCCAGGAGUCAACACUGAACGUGGACUUGGACUUUAAGCAGCCUUUCCUCGAGUUGAAUCGAAUCCUGGAAGCUCUGCACGAACAAGACCUAGGGCCGGCAUUGGAAUGGGCUGUCUCCCACAGGCAGCGCCUGCUCGAGCUCAACAGCUCCCUGGAGUUCAAGCUGCACCGCCUACACUUCAUCCGCCUCCUGGCAGGCGGCCCUGAGAAGCAGCUGGAGGCCCUCAGCUAUGCCCGGCACUUUCAGCCGUUUGCACGGCUGCACCAGCGAGAGAUCCAGGUGAUGAUGGGCAGCCUGGUGUACCUGCGGCUGGGCUUGGAGAAGUCCCCUUACUGCCACCUCCUGGACAACAGCCACUGGGCAGAGAUCUGCGAGACCUUUACCCGGGAUGCUUGUUCCCUGCUGGGGCUCUCGGUGGAGUCGCCCCUCAGUGUCAGGUACGGGGCAGCCCUGUGGGGGCAGCACAAGUGGGAGGGUCUCAGGGGAAACAAUUGGUGGAGGCCAUUCCAUGUGCCAGGGGUGGUCCUUGGUUCUUUCAGACCUAAACUGGCUCUCUUAGUCAUGCUUCCUGGGAGGAAUUAUCUGAUUUUACGGUUGGAGAAACUGAGGUUAGGAAGAGUUGUGGCCUGCCGUCACUGCAAGGUCAGUGGCGGGGUCAAGGUGAAGUGA
Molecule: messenger RNA, 1029 nt
Organism: Leptonychotes weddellii (Weddell seal)
Lineage: Eukaryota; Metazoa; Chordata; Mammalia; Carnivora; Phocidae
Source: RefSeq, a predicted model, not a curated record